Messenger RNA from Dermacentor silvarum, 2946 nucleotides. RefSeq names its product E3 SUMO-protein ligase ZBED1-like. Gene Ontology annotation, molecular function: protein dimerization activity; DNA binding. The coding region runs from base 504 to 2738 and encodes 744 amino acids. Lineage: Eukaryota; Metazoa; Arthropoda; Arachnida; Ixodida; Ixodidae. The transcript is spliced from 5 exons. The record is from RefSeq and is a predicted model, not a curated record.
UACCUUACAUUUAAUCGAUUUAAUCGAUUAAACCAAUUCGAUUAAUCGCUUUCCAGACAGUGGCAGAAGUGGCGGGAAAAUUUUGAAACCGCUCUGUAUAAUGCGGAGCACGAACAGCCACGGCGGGGCUGCGAAGAGCGAGAGCGACUGUCGACUGUUUUUCCGAAUCCCGAGUUCUGCCGAGUCGGCCAAGCGCUCCCCCGCUUUACGCACACGUAGCACAGGCUGCCCGGGGUCCCAGGCGCCGGAGAGAGGCCACCCCCGUGGAGAAAGAAAUGAACUAGGCGAAAGCAACAAGUCUUGGCAAUACUCUCUCCUAAUUUCUCCUUCCUCCAUACCGACCCUCCUCCCACUCUGGCUAUCGCCUCCCCUCCAACCUUUCUGUGUGGCUGCGUGCUGGACUGCUGGUUGGCCAUUAGUGCAAGUGCGUGUGGGUCGCUCUUUGUAUCGAAGUCGCGAUAGCACUUUCGUACAUAUUGUUGUGUUACCGUUGUCACGCCAUAAUGCCAUCUGAUCGGAAGAGAAGUGCGGUGUGGGCAUUGUUCACUGAAGAUGAGAAGACGAAGAGCGCUAAGUGUGAUAAAUGUGGCAAACAAUAUUCUAAGCCGGCGACGGAAACCCUGCGAUACCACCUGCUGCACGCCCACUUCAUUAAAGUGCCAAAGGGGCCUCCUACAAGGAAAGGCGACCAUGACGACGAUGUCGACGAUCCUCCUUCUGCUCAAGGCGCCAAUCAGCCUGUUCUGGCUGAAGAAAGUGCUGCUGGCUCGGCGGCAACAACUGGGUCUGCAACUAGAAAACCCGCUAAUGCCGCUACAAGCCCUCGAGGUUCUGUUCCUUCCUCGUUUGUGGGACCCAUGGAAAAGUGCCUCUCCAGUGCUAGUGUGUUUGCAAGAGGAGGAGUCCGUGAAAAGCAUGCUACUGAUGCUCUCGUAUACAUGAUCACGCACGACGACUUGCCUCUGAGCACAACCGAGAAGGAUGGCUUCAAGAUGUUCGUGAAGGCAUUGCAGCCACUCUACAAGCCUCCCACUGAGCCUACUGUCACAAAGAGCCUCGACGCUAAGUACGAGGACCUCAGGGCACAUUAUGGGCGGAGAAUUCAAGCAGCUGAUCAUCUGAACCUCACGGCUGACCUUUGGACGCAUGAGAGCACAAUGCGGUCGUACCUAGGCCUCACGGUGCAUUUUAGAGAAGGUAAAUAUUUUCAGGAAAAUUUGAAAAAUGAGAAACCCUUUUCCUUUGUCAUGACGCGUAACCAUAUUUUCUGUGCGUACCCUAAUAAACAAUGUUUUACUGUUUUAGGUACCGAACUAGUGAAUGUCGAAACUGGCGUUAAGCACAUGCCAGAAAGAAAAACAAGUUUGAAUAUUCGCGUAGCAAUGCGCGAAUUAUGCGACGAGUGGAAUAUUGACCAGAAGAAAGUCCGGGCUGUCAUCACAGAUGGUGGGCAAAACAUUAAGGCAGCUGUCCGCGAAGAAUUUGGUGCCGAUAAGCACAUUUCCUGUGUAGCCCAUCUCUUAAACCAAGUAGGUCAAGCUGCCAUUGGUCUAGCAAUGUCCAAAGCCCCUUCGGAACUUGAAGCACGUGAGGUUCUGGUGGUCCCGGAGAAUGAAGAAGAUGCUGAGGCUGUGCUGGAGGACGUCCCUGAUGCAGAUGCACCCGACGAUGACGGUUCACCACUCGUCGACCUUCGGCCACUGCUAAUGAAGGUGAAGAGGAUCGUUCGCUUCUUUCGCACCAGCGAUGUUGCAUCAAGGCUAUUGGUGGAAAUGCAGCUCCAGGAUGGCAAGCAGGAGCAUGAUGCAUUAAAAUUAAUCCAGGAAGUCAGGACCCGGUGGAAUUCUUGCUAUUACAUGUUGGAGCGCUUCUUGAAGUUGUCCGAGCCUGUCAGCCGGGUCCUCUUACAGCUGCAGAGGGAGAGAGGAGCCACUCGGAGAAAGCCGCCCAAUCUAAUCUCUGGUGACCAGCUUGACGUCCUUAGCGAAGUAAAGGACCUACUAAAGCCAUUGGAGGAAGCCACGCUUAUGGUUUCGAAGGGUCGUUCCGUGACACUCAGCGAUGUAAUCCCCAUGGUGUACGGCCUAAAGCAGGGUAUCCACAGCUUUCAGCCUAGUCACCCCGUCACUCUCAAUCUGCAGCAAAAGCUGCUCUCAGAAGUGAACACACGAUUUAGUGGCAUCGAGUACCUGCGCCCGUACGCGGCCGCGACAAUUUUGGACCCACGGUACAAGAAGUAUGUUUUCGAACAUCCUCAGGCGGUGGCAAUGAUCGUCCGGUACCUAAGUGGAAAAGUUGCUGAAAAGGUUGGUGCUGCCGGCCGCGCUCUAGAAGAGGAUCUUGCUAGGCCGAAUACGUCGCCUCCUUCUUAUGGCAUCUGGACCGCCGUUGACCAGGCACUUCGCCGUAACUGCACUGGUACAAUGGAUCAAGAGUCGGAAAGCCAAAUGCCUUCACAAUUGAAGGCAUACUGUAACAACCCCGUCGUUGAUCGUCGUGCCAAUCCCAGGCCGCUGGAGACGUGGCACAGCAUGCGUGUGGGUUUGGAGCACGUAUUCGAAGUAGCGAUGGAGUUUUUGUCGAUCCCAGCAACAUCUGUAGCGUCAGAGCGGCUGUUCUCACACGCUGGUUGUGUGGCCAGUCAAAGAAGGUGCCGGUUGUCACCCAAACACCUGAGCCAGUUGACAUUCCUUCGCUCUGUGGAAAAGAGCAUGUGGUUCAAUAACAUUAACCAUUAAUUUUCUUCUCUCCCUAUCCAUAUUUCAAGUUUUUGCAUACUUUAGUUGGACCUCACCUAUCACAUGUGCCAUAUUUUUUAAGUGCCAUUUUUUUUCCUAUUGUUUAAUUAUUAAGUGCUUCACUCAGUAAGUGCCAUUUUAUACUUAUAUUGUUUAUUCCUUCACUAGUCACUAGUGGCAAUUAUAGUUGACCUUUAACAAAUUAAAG